AUGCAGGGGGCAUCCCGUACUUGCUUUUUGACUGUAUUAUUGGCCUGCGGUAUUCUCGUUAUACCAUCAACGUGCUUGGAUACUGUCAGACGUGAGCGUCUCAUUCUCAACAGUCUCAAUCCUAGUGUGGUCUGUUUGCCGGAGCCACAUUUAUUCAAACAGUUUAUCUCUCCAUUCCUAAACCAUGUUCUCAAGAUAAACUCAACGUCAGUAAAUGCAUUUCCUGUCCACGUAUUUACAGCUCUCAGCAAAGUUGAUCUACUUUCUCGUUCUCCCUGGCUUCAUGAAUCUCCUUCUCAAUCAAGGGUAACGCCAAUUUCUUCAUCCUUCCAAUCACUCGUUCCAAGCUACUUUGUGGUGCGCGAGAACACUCUUCUCGAGUUUUCAGGCGUUAGUGUGUACUGUGUUGGGCUUCUUGCCUCACAGAGUAGGGAUCCAUUUCUUCUCAACUCUCAUCAACAUCGUAUUGACGUGGCGUUUGAGGAAACCAUAAAUUGGACCUGUGUUGCCCGUUUGCUACUUGGUCUUAUUGUCUUCUUCGUUUCACCAAUUCUGUCACGCAGCCUCGUUUUUUAUUAUACUUCAGGAGUGCUAAUGUCAAUUAUCGGAGGUCUGCUGAUAGUAUUGUUUAUAGGUAUUAGAAUCCUCCCGAAGAGAAUCAGCCUCCUGUUGCAAGGCAUGGUAUUGGUUAGUGGAGGUGCCUUCAGUCUCCUUGUUUUGUGUUUGAGCUACAUCCGCUCAGUUUUGUGGGGUUUUGUGACCAACAAUGUAGGGCUGGUCAUUUGUUACGUUUCGGGCAUGGCUCUGCUUUCGGCAAGUCUAUUUUAUUGGCUUAGCCUGCCAGAGCGACUGAUGCAGAACUUUCCGCGGACUCAAACGAUGCUUAAUGCAGGCAUUCGGGCUCUAGGUGUUUUACUGAUUGCUUCUGCGCCUCAGGUGCCCUCAGACUUACCGACGGUAACCACAGCCUUUGGAAUACUAGCAGAUUGGACCAAAACACAGUUUGACUUGGAUAUCACCUCUUUAAUGACAAUACUUCCUCUGGUAAUGCGCGGGACAUUUACUAUAGCGGUUCUGUCUUUACUUCGCCUCUUUCCUAACCGUCGAAAGCCAAGUAGACGUGCGAAUCUUCGAAGUCGUGGAAGUUACUAUCUUCCGCCAGUCCCAUGUGCUGCUUCAUCCCCGUAUAGUUGGGAUUAUUCCAGACCACAUCGGACUUCACCUGGAAGUUGCUUUCGUGGAACCUCAUUGACAACAAAUUACGGCGGCUAUGGCUAUUUUGAGGUAAAUGAAGAUAACCCCUAUGCACUCGGCCACACUAAUGAGUACUGGGACGGAAGCGGACAAGUGUUCUCACCUGUUUCCAUAAGAAGAAAAUCUGGCUUGUCGACGCCGAUUCAAAACAUGAAACUCUCCACGUCUUCAAAGCUUAUGCGAAGCAAUGCUCGGGACGGCUCCCUCAUGGCCCAAGAUGACAUCCUAACUGAUGACGAAGAAGACGAUUAA
Molecule: messenger RNA, 1506 nt
Organism: Mesocestoides corti
Lineage: Eukaryota; Metazoa; Platyhelminthes; Cestoda; Cyclophyllidea; Mesocestoididae
Source: the annotation of a GenBank genome assembly